GAACCGUGUUUCUGUACUCGUCUAUAUUCUUUGAUAGUACCUUGUCAAUGUUAGAAGAUUGUAAUGAUUGAUACCUGCGUAAAUAUUGCUGAUAAUUUUGAUAUUUUAUUUCUUGAUUAUUAUAUUUCAUAUUCCUUAAUUAAUAAGUAUUAUAAAAUGACAUUUCUUUAAAUGCUAUCAAAAUAUAAAGAUAUACGAAAUAACUCAAUAUGUCAGUGGUAUACCCAAAAUUGGCAGUGAAAGAUAGCAUCGAUGAUGAUGAUCUCACCGAUAUUGAUGACGAGGUAUUUAUCAGGGAUGGAAGAAAUAGUGGAAUGAAGUUAGAUGAUGAUGGUGGUGUCAAACGGCCUCUUAUGGCACCCCGUAGGAAACCCAAAAAAUCUUGCAGUUUUCAAACUCAUAAAGUUCCAUACAAAGCACUUCUUGUGCCGCUGUGUUAUGGAAUUACAGCAUUAAUUGUAGUAUUAGGUUUAAUCAUACUUUGCAUAUUCACUGUGAAUAUAUUCCCAAUGCCAUUAAGUAUACUGAAAAAUUGGUUGUCACAUGAACUAAAAGACACUCCUGUAAACAAGUCAGAAGUAAUUCCAUGUACAUCACUCUCGUCGAAAAUUCUAUGGACUAGAACGUUGCCAAAGUUAACUUCCGAAGCACCUCUUAGAAGUAAUGAUGUUAAUGUUGAUGGAAUUGAGGAUAUUAUUGUGGGAUUUAGUACAGGUCUGGAUACAAUGGAUGCUCCAGAAUAUAUCUGUACUGUGUACUUUGAGAAUCAAAUACCGUGUCUAGGCGGUGUAUUGGCGUUGAAUGGCAAAACGGGCGAAACGAUAUGGACACAUUGGACUGCACAUGCCAUAUUUUCAAUCGAUUGCGAUGUAGACUUGACAAACGACAAGAUCAAAGAUUGCGUGAUAUCUGGACGCGGUGGGAUUCUGCAAGCCAUUAACGGUCGCGAUGGCUCCAACAUAUGGGAAAUACCGAUUGAAGACGCAGCGACGACGAAGCAAGAAAGAGUUUUAGAUAUCUAUGACGCAAGAUUCAUAACGGAUAUAGAUGGUGAUGGUAUUGGUGAUGUAAUAGCGUCGCACGCCAUGCAAUCAGACGACGUUCGAGCAAGUAACGUACUUGUGAUAUCAGGAAAAAGUGGAAACAUCAUACGUAACGUCAAUUUACCAGAUACAGAACAGCUGUUCAUAGCACCACAAAUUGUGGUGCAGUCUGAUGGAGAAAAUAUAUUUGUUCUGGCUACAAGUAGUCAACAGGAAGCUGGAGGCUUGUACAUAGUAUCCCAAGCCAACAUGUAUUAUGGUGAUUUGCAAUUACGAAAGCUUAACCAUAAUACGGGAAAAGGUGCACUCCUACCACCGAUUUUGAUAGAUGUUACAUCGGACGGAAUCGAAGAUAUUAUCGCAGCUAUGUUCAAUUCUACGAUAAUGGCGUACAAUGGAUCGACGUUCGAACCUAUCUGGAAUUACACUGUCCCUAAUUCCGAAGUAAUCAGUAUUCCUAUUCCUGGUUAUUACAACGACGAUGAUGUACCAGACUUUAUGAUAAAGCACCAGAUAGGUGCUGGUUUCCCCACGUAUUAUUACACUGUGGCUACAAUUAUUGAUGGUCGUAAUGGACAACCCUUGUUGGAAAAACCAAUGGAGGACAGUUUGAGCAGACAAAUGUCCGGAUUAUCAAUCACUGUCGACGGAUUCGGUAAUGAUUGGUUCCUGCAUUGGUCCGCUGACUUGAAUUACGAGGGGAUUAAGGAAAAAUAUCAGUUCUUGAAGGGUCAAAGUCUGGUGUCGCAAACGCGGGCCGAUCUCUGCCAAUUGAGAUUCAAUUCGACUCUCACCAUGAAACUGCUGGCUCUGAGCCAACAUGUUGGCCCACCCGGAGUGUCCUUGUAUUUUUCGGAAGAUUGGAAGUCACUGGAGUUCAAUAAUUCGUUUGAUCCGCGAAAAGAGGCAGAGAAAUUUCUGGACGCCCAUCAUAGAUUCGAAAUUAUGGAUUCUUAUGCUGAUAUACCGCUCGUUUCCGAAAGAUCGCCAAAGGUGAUUCAUAAAAGUCAAAAGGAAGGGAGUAUCUUCAAGCAUAAAGAUGAUCUACUUGCGGAGAUGGGCAAAUACGAUUCGGAUGCAGUGUACGACGAAAAUUUUGACGAAUUCAAGAAUCGCAAGAAAGAAGAUUAUGUCGAGGACGAUAUCAUGAAGAAUUUGAACAUUGAUCGAGUAUGGAAACAAAAUAAUAAAUGGACAGAAGAUAACAUACAAUCAAAUAAGGAGUAUAAUAAUCUAUAUAAAAAUGAUAACGAUAACAACGAAGCUGGAGAACAGGAACAAGAUAUGGAUUAUCUGCAAGUGCGAGAACAGAGAAGUGCCGAAAUUAAAGAUUCAAAUUUCAUAAGGAUUUCUUACAAAGAACAUAUCUCGAAAAAUAUUAAUGAUUCCUUACCUUUUGAAUUAAUACAACGUAAUACGCAAUUGAAUAACGAGGAUAUUAAUGUAAAGAAGAAAAAAGUAAUGGAAAAAAUUAAUUAUACCGAAGUCAAUAAUUCGGUGAACAAAACGGAUACGAUGAAUAUGUCACUAACGAAUACAUCAAAUGUAAAAUCUGACGAAGAAACAUCAACCAUGUUGAAUGAUAGAUCAAAUAUAAAAUCUAUUACAAUGCAAAAUGUAAAUGUAUCAACAGUAAUUAAAAGCAAUUCAAUUGGAAUAAAUGAUACAGAAACUUCCAAAGUUGUAGACACAAUGCAGCAAAAACAGAUUUAUAAGCACAGUUUUCUAAAUAUCGUUCAGGACACGGACGAUGAUACUAGUAUAGAAAAAGUAUUUAAACGGGAAUCGCUGAAAAAUCGAAGUAAAACCAGAAUUAAUAAGAAACAAUCUUUAGCAACAUCAUCAAUAGAGGAUAAAAAUUAUCGAAUACAACAGAGGCGAAGAGUAAAACGAAAAUCUGAAACUAAUCAAUCGAACGGUAUUAAUGGCGUUCAUAGACAACCACCAACUGGUAUUCUGUUACCAUCUAUCGCCGAAUCCGAAAGAAAAACUUCGGUGGAUCUAGUCUUUUCUACAUUCUGGCUGCCGUCGUCCGAAGUGUCUUUAAUCCUAACACAAGCGGAUCUGGAAUGCAUUCAUAGAAAGAAAGCAUUAUCAGACAGGAAUAAACUUCCGUACAAGAAAGAUGAUGAUAUUAUCAGUGAAUGUUUAUCUGAGCGAGGUAUCAAUUAUAGACUGUAUCAAGAAUCAAUGGAUAGAGAAAAUACUAAAAUUGCACUUGGUCAAAUGACAAUAUACAGAAUAAAGUUAGAGUGUGUAUGUCCAGAGGAUAUGUUGCCUAAUCAAACUUGUAAGAAUAUUUCAUUACAUCAAAGUUGGCCCGAACAUCUAGGCUCUUCUGGAAAUGGCUAUUUUAAGCCAUUACGUAGAUUAAAUAUCUGAAGAAAUAUCGAGAAUUCUCUCCUUUAUUAAACUAUAUAUAUAUAUAUAUAUAUAUAUAUAUAUAUAUAUAUAUAUUAUAUAUGAAUUAUUACGAAAAUUCUUUCAUUAUAACACUCUGGAAUCGUUGAUAAUUAAUACAGAGAAUUAAAAAAAUAUUGAA
Messenger RNA from Nylanderia fulva, 3585 nucleotides. RefSeq lists its product as uncharacterized. Gene Ontology annotation, molecular function: protein binding. The record is from RefSeq and is a predicted model, not a curated record. Lineage: Eukaryota; Metazoa; Arthropoda; Insecta; Hymenoptera; Formicidae.